ACGUUGGCCAGAAGUUACUCAGUCACCAUGAAAGUGUUCGUAGUAUUGGCUCUGGCUUUGGCAGCCGUUUCUGCCGAGACUGUCCAGCAAGUUCACCCCAAGGAUGUGUCCAAGGACACAAAGAUCAAUGGCCGUAUUGUCAACGGCUACCCUGCAUAUGAGGGCAAGGCACCUUACACCGUUGGACUGGGCUUCAGCGGCAACGGCGGAUGGUGGUGCGGAGGUUCCAUCAUUGCCCACGACUGGGUUCUGACUGCUGCUCACUGCACAAACGGAGCCAGUCAGGUGACCGUCUACUACGGCGCGGCCUGGCGCACCAACGCCCAGUUCACCCACACCAUUGGUAGUGGCAACUUCAUUCAGAACACCAGAUGGCCCAACGACAACGGAAACGACAUCGCUUUGAUCCGCACUCCACACGUGGACUUCUGGAACUUGGUCAACAAGGUCGAGUUGCCAAGCUUCAAUGACCGCUACAACAUGUACGAUGGAUCAUGGGCCGUGGCCUGCGGCUGGGGUCUUACCACCGCCGGCUCCCAGCCCGACUGGAUGGAGUGUGUCGAUCUGCAGAUCAUCAGCAACUCUGAGUGCUCCAGGACCUAUGGCAACCAGCCCGACGGCAUCCUAUGCGUCUCCACGUCUGGCGGCAAGUCCACCUGCUCGGGCGACUCUGGCGGCCCUCUGGUCCUCCACGACGGCGGUAGACUGGUUGGUGUCACCUCCUGGGUCGCUGGCAAUGGUUGCACCGCUGGUCUUCCAUCUGGCUUCACUCGCGUCACCAACCAAUUGGAUUGGAUCCGCGAAAAAUCUGGUGUUUCGUACUAAUAAGCCCGGUUUAAAAUUUUAAUAAAAAAAAUUCAUUAACAACAAAAA
Messenger RNA from Drosophila obscura, 873 nucleotides. Its product is annotated as serine protease 1. The record is from RefSeq and is a predicted model, not a curated record. Gene Ontology annotation, molecular function: serine-type endopeptidase activity. Gene Ontology annotation, biological process: proteolysis. Lineage: Eukaryota; Metazoa; Arthropoda; Insecta; Diptera; Drosophilidae. Bases 28 to 825 code for a protein of 265 amino acids. The transcript has a single exon.